This is a messenger RNA of Lachancea sp. 'fantastica', 1140 nucleotides long. The record is from the annotation of a GenBank genome assembly. Lineage: Eukaryota; Fungi; Ascomycota; Saccharomycetes; Saccharomycetales; Saccharomycetaceae.
AUGCGAUUCGCCAGCAUUACCGUUGCCACACUCCUGGGCGUAGGUGCCAAUGCUCAGUACUUCCGCAACUCUUCAAUCGCAACGGGAUCGGAACAAUCCGUGGUGACCACCACCCAGUCCAGUGCCGUCACUGUCUUUACCACCUACUGCCCAUCGCCAACCGUAUUCACCUCGUACGGAGAGACAUACACGGUUUCCUCACCAACCACGCUGACGGCCACCGUUUCAAGGACUGCACCAGCACAAACAGGUACAGAAGCAACUGGGGCAUCCGUAACGGUUACACAGCUCUCAGUGGUCUCCAUUUUGACUACUUAUUGCCCAGCAGCGACCAAAAUCACCACGAACGGCGCAACAUACACCGUUACUGGACCCACAACGCUAACAAUUACAGACUGUCCAUGCACUAUCACCAGUGUGCUCACUAAGUCUACUGCCACAGUCGCGACGGGCGUUGCUGUUACGACGUUCGUACCAUCACCAACAACCAUCACUACAUACGGAGCAACCUACACUGUCUCCGGUCCAACGACUUUGACGUUGACGAGCGGUGCAGCAGCGACGAAUGGUGGUAGUCCUGGUGCUGGUGCUGGUGCUGGAGGUACGUAUACUGGUGGUGUAACGACCACCGUUAUCGUUUCGUCCGGUCCGUCUGGUCCAGUGACACAAACCGCUGUGAUUUCCUCGGGACAAGAAGGUCCUGUCACUUCGGUUAUUGGUGGGUCUCCUGGCAGCUCUGGUAAUCCCGAAGGUUCCGGAAGUCCCGGCACACCGGUUACAACCGUUUUAGUCUCUACAGGCGCCGCGGGUCCUGUAACUCGAACCGCUGUAGUCACUCAAGGUUCGGCUGGCCCAGUUACUUCGGUGAUUGCCGGGUCACCUGGUAGUCCUGGACUCCCAGUAACAACGGUUUUGGUCUCAACCGGUCCUUCCGGGUCAGUAACACAGACUGCUGUUAUCUCCUCUGGUUCUAGCGGCCCAGUAACCUCGUUUAUCACAGGUGUAUCUGCCUCUGCUGGAUCCUCAACGGUAGCCGGUUCCAUCACAACUGCUGGUGUCUCGACACUCACGGGGGCCGCCAAUAAGGCUACUGUGGGACGUGUGGCUGGUCUUGCCGCAGUGGUCGCUUUGUUGAUAUAA